CGCAUGGUCCAUAAGAUAAAUUUUCUAGAAAAAUCGAGAAAAUGCUGUGAAAAUGUAAACAAUGGUAAUCGGCUAUAAUGAUCAGCGCCAUCUGUUGUGCGCUUUUUCACGGCUGAAAAAUUUCUCAAUAAGAAUUCGAUUCAUACCACACGGAUUUUCUCGGCGAAAAACACCCAUUUAAAUUUAUUAUGGAAAAUUUGCGGUUAUUUUCAAACUAAGGCAAUAAACUAGGCCACUUUUUAAAUGAAAAUAUUGUAAAAAUUUCAUCGUUUUAUCCAAAAUUCUUGGGAAAAAAUCAAAUUACCAAAGCUCGCCUCAUUUUAAAUACUAUUCUGGAACGUAUUUAAAGAAGAAACCAAAAUCUGGAAUAAGAAUAAGGAACACACGGAAAUCGCUGUAUGUGUAUGAAUUCUUUGUUUGCUGUUGAUACAUGAUCGGCUUGAUCGUAAACAAAAUCGAGUUUGGCUUGGUCUUCUGUCAAAAAUAUGUAGAAUCACUGUUUCUUGUCCAAUUUAUGCUGUAUGUGCAGAAAAUUGAUCGGCAAACAUCCGAUAUCGUCGACUUGAACGUAAUUUUGGACGCAAAUAUUCGGAUAUUCUUGGAUUAUUGGAUAAGAAAUUGAAGGAAAGGUAUUAAAAAGAGAAGAGAAAAUUACUGUCGCGUGUAGUGGAUGAUUUUCUGGUAAAGGUUAGAAAAAAAAAUCGACAGUAAUGUAUCCUGUUCAAUCACGAAUUGGUCUAUUGUAUGGCCACAAAUCAUUGGUCAAUUUGACAUUAUUUCGCCAAGUGAGCUCAGUAAUCGAGUCGAAGGCUGAUGUCGGUGUAAAUUUGGAUGCAGAAUGGGAAACAGCUUUACCUUAUAAAAGAAUGCCAGGACCCAGCAAAUAUGAAUUACUACGAGGAUUUUCACCUGGAGGGAAAUAUCACGAUUUGCAAAUCGUCGAUAUGCAUCGUGCAAUGAGAAGAGAUUUCGGUGAUGUUGUUCGCAUACCUGGGCUAUUGGGACGAGCAGACACUGUACUUACGUUCAAGCCAAGCAUUUUUGAAAAAGUGUUUCGAACAGAGGGCCCACUUCCCCAGCGUCGUGGCCUAGAAACCUUUAAAUAUUAUCGGAAAAAAAUGCGACCGGAAGUGUUUGGUGAAACCGGCGGUUUAUUGAGCGAACACGGUGAAAAGUGGCUUGACGUACGAUCGAAAGUGAAUCCGGUGAUGCUUCAACCAAAGACCGUUAAGAUGUACGUUGAAAAAGUGGAUCAAGUGGCAUGUGAAUUCUUGGAUAAAGUGAAAAGAAUCCGUAACACACAAACUAUGGAGAUGCCAUCCAAUUUUGGUCACGAAUUAAAUUGUUGGGCACUCGAAUCGAUCGGUUUGAUUGCGCUCGAUCAAAGAUUGGGCAUUCUGGAGAACGCUGAAGAUGUUCAUGGUCGAGUUAUUAUCGAUAGUGUUAAAGACUUUUUCAUUCUGGCUUAUGAGCUUGAUGUAGCCGUAUCAUUCUGGAAGUACUACAAAACGCCCAAGUUCUACAAGUUGAUGAAUGUGUUUGAUCAAAUGACGGAAACGAUUAUGUAUUACAUUGACAAAGCUGUAGCACGACUGGAUGCAGAAGAUCGCUCAAAAAUCAAUGCAAACGAUCGAGGUGUACUCGAGAAAUUAUUGCUAAUCGAUCGACAAAUUGCCAUCGUUAUGGCUUUCGAUAUGAUUUUAGCUGGUGUCGAUACUACUUCAGCAGCGCUGGUGAGUUGUCUGUGGCACUUGGCAAAGAAUCCGGAUAAACAAGUUCGAUUGCGUGAAGAGGUGCUCAAAUAUUUGCCAUCCAAAUCAACGAAAUUGACACCGGAGAGUUUGAAUAGUAUGCCAUAUAUGAGAGCUGUUUUAAAAGAGGCACUUCGUAUAAGUCCAGUUUUAGCUGGAAAUGCUCGGCAAACCGGCCGUAACAUCGUACUAAAUGGCUACCGUGUUCCCGAAGGUUGUGUCUCAUUAUCUCCCUCUCCAAAACAGACGGAAGUAGCAAUGGCAACCGUUGUUUUACAAAAUGACCCCGACUAUUUUCCAAAAACUGACGAUUUCAUUCCGGAGCGUUGGAUCAAAGGCGACCCUCUAUAUGAUGAAUCAAAAAUGCACGGCAACAAUUCAUUCGUGUACCUACCAUUCGGAUUCGGUCCACGAUCAUGCGUCGGUCGGCGAUUCGCCGAAAUGGAAAUUUUCAUAUUACUUUCAAGAAUCAUUCGCGAGUUCAAUAUUGAGUAUCAUUAUGGACCACUGAAGUAUAAUACGAGCAUCAUUCUAGCGCCGGACGAAGAUAUUAAAUUCAAAUUCACUGAUACCGAUCAAUGAAAUGAAAAAUGAUGAGAAGAAAAAAAAAACAAGACGUGCUGUAGUCAAUUAUUCAGUUACCAAUGGGGAAUAUUUGCAGCUGAAACGAUGUUUCGUUGCCGUUGCUGUUGCAAUAAAUGACUCACACACAUACUUUAAAGCAUUAAAAGUACAUAUGUUUAAAGUGUAA
Messenger RNA from Sitodiplosis mosellana (orange wheat blossom midge), 2502 nucleotides. RefSeq names its product cytochrome P450 CYP12A2-like. Gene Ontology annotation, molecular function: iron ion binding; monooxygenase activity; oxidoreductase activity, acting on paired donors, with incorporation or reduction of molecular oxygen. The record is from RefSeq and is a predicted model, not a curated record. The transcript is spliced from 9 exons. The coding region runs from base 711 to 2333 and encodes 540 amino acids. Lineage: Eukaryota; Metazoa; Arthropoda; Insecta; Diptera; Cecidomyiidae.